Messenger RNA from Ruditapes philippinarum (Manila clam), 2317 nucleotides. RefSeq lists its product as uncharacterized. The record is from RefSeq and is a predicted model, not a curated record. Gene Ontology annotation, biological process: lipoprotein metabolic process; lipid transport. Lineage: Eukaryota; Metazoa; Mollusca; Bivalvia; Venerida; Veneridae. The transcript is spliced from 2 exons. Bases 168 to 854 code for a protein of 228 amino acids. Gene Ontology annotation, molecular function: lipid binding. Gene Ontology annotation, cellular component: membrane; extracellular region.
UCUAGGUUAUAUUAACAAGCAAAGUAUUAACGUUUUACACCACGCUUUUUUAAAAGCUGAAUACCAGGAAAAUCUACGCGGAAGUAAAUUAUUUUAUUCUAACGGACGAGAACUUUGAUCAUGCAAAACGAUUUUGACUCUUACAUUGUAAUGUCACUUCAUGAGCAAUGACGGACCCUUUGGCAGAAUGGGUAGAAGACAGGAAAAGCACAAUAAUAGAGUUGCGAAAUCUUGCUGGGAAAAUAAAACUUCAUGCCAAGAAAGCAAAAGUUGCUAGUGCUUUUGGCGGAGGAAUAAGUAUUGUUGCAGGCAUUGGAGCAGCUGCUUGUUACUUUUUAACACCAAUCACUUUAGGUGCAAGCGUUGUACCUGGGAUAGUCCUUACAGGAAUCACAAUAGCCGGAGGUGUAACUUCCGUAGGCUCUUCAGUAACGAACUUUUUCAUCGAAAGGGGAUAUUUAAAAAGUGUUCAAGAGGCUCUAAAUGAAGAUAGAGAAUCGUUUAAUUGCUUCAAAAAGGCUGUUAAAAAGGCUAAAGCAGUUACCGUUGGGGAAGGUGCUGUGUAUGCUUUCAAAGUUGGUAAAGGUAUUCCAGGUAGUAUAAACGUUGCUUUAUCCAUUGCUCGAAAACUCACAGUAUCAGAAAAAGCUGCAGCCAGUCUUUUAAAACUCGGUCGGACAGCACGAUUUGCCGGUCACGCAGUUGCAUUUAUUGCUUUGCCAUUAGAUAUAAUCUUUUUUGUAAAAGAUGUUAUAGAUUUGAACAAAGGAAACAUAUCAAAAGCUGCUGAAAAAGUUCUUGAAUUAGCAGAAAAUUUAGAGAAAGAGCUAAAUGAGAUACUAGCUGAUUCUUAAACAGUGACAGACGUUUACUAAACAGGAUGUUUGUUUUUUUGUUUUUUUGGAAGACAAUAUUGGUUGAUAUUGAAAAAUGUCACUUUUGAGAGAAAUUCAUCAUGAUAUAAAAUAAUAAAUCAUUAUGACUUCUUACUUUCGCGAGAAUUAUAUCGUUGUUAUAAAGAGUUUUUGUUAUACUGAGGGUCGUUCUGCAGUGGUUGCAUUAUGAUACAUAUACAUUCUAUAAAUUAGUUUCAGUAAGAAUAAAGAUUUGACAUAAUGAUAGUUCUAAAGAAUAUACAAGUAUGUACAGAAAGUUCGUUAAGAUAGCAUCAAAUAUUAUAGAGAUACUAAGUAACUAUUUAUUGAACCUUCCAUUUUGACAAAAUAAAUGCUAAACGUUUAAUUUGAAUGUGUUAUUUAUAACCGCUAGUUAUUUAUUGAAUGUCUUUCAAAUAAUUUGACCAAGGUGACCAAAACAAACAGAAACAAGAAUAUCACAAACACAGUUUGGGUUUGAAUAAGCAUAAAUUAUACAAUUAUUUGUGUUCUGCUAAAUGCAAAAACAAAUCAGAAAACCAACCUAUAACAAUUAACUGCAGUUGUAACACUAUAGUCUGCGUGUAUACAAAUCUACUUUAAUGUACAAAUGUUAUCGACCGUGCAACAAUUACUCUAUAAUUAUAUGGAUUGCAUUUCAGUCUUUAUUGUCUUGUUUGGCAUGUGUUAAUAAUAGUGUUAUAUCAGUAGUGAUCACGUAAAAAAGUAAUAUCAAACCUGGCAAUACUUGAAGUUUUUUGUAUUCACUUGUAUCGAUAGUAUGUGCAACUUUGACAUGUCUUUUAUAUAUUGAUAAUUUAUAACGCUCGUUAACUUUUUUGUUUUUCUGUUUUUGUUUUGUUUGGGUUUUACGUUUCAUCGACACAGUAUAGGUCAUAUCGCGACGUUCCAGCUUUUACUGGUGGAGGAAGACCUCAGGUGCCCUUCCGUGCAUUAUUUCAGGCACGAACGGGCACCUGAGUAGAAUCACCGACGUUCCGUAAGCUAGCUGGAUAGCUUCCUCACAUGAAAUAAUCUAAAGUCUCUGUCGGGAUUCGAACCCCAUGCGGUGGGGGGCAAGUGGUUUGAAGUCAACGACCUUAACCAUUCGGCCACGGACGCCCCGCUCGUUUACUUAUAGUUAUACUAGUUUAUGAAUUUCCGAUCGAAAGUCAAACUAGGUUUAAAUAUAAAUAUAUAAUAUGAUAGAAGUCAUUAAGCGAAAUAUGGAUGCCGUAGAUCGUUUUGUUUUUGUGUACGUGUAUGUAUGUCCUUUUACUUUUGAAUUUUGUUUAAAACGCAUCGAAUAUUAGUAACGUUUAUAUGUUUGACAGUUUCUAAAAUAUGUUGUAGUUCCACUUAAUUGCCAUUGUUGCUAUCAAUUAUUUAAGAGUGUUUACAUUCAUUACAACAAAUGUAAUAAAAAUCUAUAUAUUUAUGAA